Phalacrocorax carbo (great cormorant) is the source of this 2317-nucleotide messenger RNA. NCBI's taxonomy places the organism in Eukaryota, Metazoa, Chordata, Aves, Suliformes, Phalacrocoracidae. The record is from RefSeq and is a predicted model, not a curated record.
GGGCGCACAUGGCACCGCGCCGGUCGCCGCCGUGGGGCCGCCUUAUAGCGCCGCGCAGCCCGCCCACGCGGGGCGGCUCGCCACGGGCGGCAGCGUGCGGAGGGGCCGGCGGGGCCGGCGGCUGGAGCCGCUCCCGGGCGCCGCGGCGCGUCCCGGGCCCGCAGCCCGCGGGAAGGGGUUACCCCUCCCGUGGGGCCGGGCCCCGUUGCUGUGGCAGCCGGUGGGGUGAUGGGCCGGGGCCGGUAACGAGCCGGCCCCAACGCGCCCGCCCCGUGACGCACCGGCCCCCGCACGGCCCCCGGCCCCUGCACGGCCCCCGACAGAAGAAGGAUGCUCCCUGCAGCGCCCCGCAUCCCAUCCCAUGGAUGCUCCCCGCGGCCCCCCCACCUCCCCUUCCACAGAUGCUCCCUGCAGCCCACCAUGUCCUGUCCCAUGGAUGUUCCCUGCAGCCCCGUGUCCUAUCCCACAGGUGCUCCCUGUGGCCCCACGGCUCAUCCCGUGGAUGCCCCCUGUGACCCAUCCCACAGAUGCUCCCCACAGCCCCCCACCUCCCGUUCCACAGAUGCUCCUUGCAGCCGCCUGUGUCCUGUCCCACAGAUGCUCCCCACAGCCCCGUGUCUCAUCCCACAGCUACUCCCCACAAUGCCACAUCCUAUCCCACAGAUGCUCCCCAUGUCCCCACGCCCCAUCCCAUGGUUGUUCCACGGUGCCUUUCGCAGGGGCAGCCCUGGUGCCCCGUGCCCAGCCAGGGUUGGCAGCCCACAGCUGGCAGCAAACCCAACGGCUGGCUCCCCUGCCACGGCGCCCAUUGACAGUCCAGGCACGGACCUGGUGUGCUGGGCAGCCAAGGGAACCAGCGCUCGCCAGGGCAGGAUGGCGUCCGGACACCCCAACGGAGACAAGCACAGCCUCAGACCCCGCAGGCUGCGGGGCUGCACCCUGAGCAUCACCCCAGCGUGCUGACCCUCGCACCCACCGGGUGCCGCAGGCACUGCAGCACCCACACCGUGCCCUGGCACCGCUGGCGCUGACAGCUGGGUGCUGAGGACACCUGCACGGGGUGCGAACGCCCCAGCCCUGGUGCUCCCCACCACGCAACUGCCUGGCUGGGGCAGCAGAGCCCAGUGGGGGCACGUCACCGGCCCACAGGCAGGGCGCCCGCCUGGCACAGGCCCACGGCCCCGCUGGCCGAGGGUGCUGGCGGGGGCCCAGGGCCGCGGGAACUGACCCUCUCAGCUGUCGCUGUCUGUGACGCUCCCCGUGACAGUCCCGCUCGGCUCAGCCUCGCCACCAGCACCCAGGUACGGAGCAGACCCCGGCGUGCCAGGACCUCAGUGUGCCAACAUGUGGGUGUGGAUGGGGAGGAUGGGGGGGUGCCGAGCCACGGGGAGCCCUGCGGGGUCUGUGGGAGGAGGGUCUCAACCCCAUUGCAUGCUCAGUGCUCGCAGUGCCUGCUGUCCCCGCGCAUGGACCUGUGCCACGUCCCUGCCACCCGGGAGAAGGGCUGGUACCUGGCACUGAUGGCCCCCAAUGUCAAGGGUCCCAACUACGCCUGGCUGGACCCCUCCCGGCUCUACUGCCACCCGCAAGGCUUGCAGGACUGUGUGGCCGACCUGCUGCAGCCCUUCCAGGAGGACCCCAUCGACAUGGUGGCUGGUAUCGAUGCCAUGGGCUUCAUCUUGGGUGCUGCCAUUGCUGCCGUGCUGCAGAAAGGCUUCCUGGCCAUCCGCAAAGCCGGGCACCUCUGCGUGGAGACACUGGCGCAGCCCUACACCGACUACUCGGGCCGAAAGAAGGUGAUGGAGGUCCGCACCGACGCCAUCUCACCAGGUCUGCGCAUCCUCCUCGUGGACCAGUGGGUUGAAACUGGGGGCACCAUGCGAGCGGCCAUCCAGCUGGUGGAGCGGCUGGGGGGGGUUGUGGCAGGCGUCGCCGCUGUCUGCAUCGAGGACAGCGAGGGCGGGCGGUGGAUCCGGGAGCGCUACAAGUGUGCCCACUGCGUCCCUCCCAGCCAGCAGCCCCGCUUUGACCACCACCGGUUCGGCUGGGACUGAUGGGGCGCUGGCACCCCACGUAUGCCCCCUCAUUCCCCCGUGGGGGUGUGGGCUGGCAGCUCUUCGGGGCAGGGAUGCCUGGGGCAUCUACCACCCAGUUGGGCUGUCACCGUACCCGAGAUGCUCACCCCUCCGCGGCGAUAGACAUCCUCCCCUAGCUCCAUCCUCCCUCCUGCCUGCGAGCCUCGGGGGCUGCGCCCAGGGGCAGGGGGAGCCACAGCCAGCCCCUGCCCCCAGCUGCACCCCUUUCUUAAAAAGCAUAA